ACAACUUCCGUUGCUUCUGUCUCUAUAGGCGUCUUCUUCUUGUAAGUCUCCUUUUUGAGUUCAUUUUCGCCUAUAAAUCCUUUCCAAUACCAACUUUCCACGCGAUAUCAGACUGAAAGAGAGAGAUGGCAAAGAUAUGUUUAACGGCAACGGUGGUGGUGGUGGCUCUUGCUCUGGUGGCCACAGCCGCGACGCUCGCCCAUGCUGAGGCGGAUAACCCUGAGAAGGUGGACAAGUGGUUCAACGGGCUUAGCAACACCAAGCGCAAGACCACACGCCUCCACUUCUACCUCCAUGACAUGCUCUCGGGCAAGAGCCCUACGGCAGUGCGCAUCGCCGAGUCCACUAUGACCAAGAAGUCCCCGACACAGUUCGGGGUGGUCUACAUGAUGGACGAUGCAUUGACCGAGGGACCUGAGCUAGAGUCCCCCCUCGUGGGCCGGGCUCAGGGGUUCUAUGGCUCCGCCGCGAUCGAAUCGCUGGGCCUGCUCAUGAACAUGAACCUCGUAUUCACGGGCCCGAAGUACAAUGGCAGCACUCUGAGCAUAAUGGGCCGCAACCCGGCAUUGGAGACCUAUCGGGAGAUGUCCAUUGUAGGCGGAACCGGCAUUUUCCGGUUAUCAAGCGGAAUCGUGACGGCAAAGACAUACUUUCUCAACCUCACCACCUUUGAUGCGGUAGUUGAAUAUAAUGUAAUUGCUAUGCAUUACUAGAUACUAAUUGGACAAAAUCAUGGCUAAUGCUGUAGUCCAUUUCUACUUUUGACCUUCGGCUUGUGGGAU
Rhodamnia argentea is the source of this 782-nucleotide messenger RNA. RefSeq names its product dirigent protein 22-like. The coding region runs from base 126 to 713 and encodes 195 amino acids. The transcript has a single exon. The record is from RefSeq and is a predicted model, not a curated record. Lineage: Eukaryota; Viridiplantae; Streptophyta; Magnoliopsida; Myrtales; Myrtaceae.